AUGGCGCCUAGCAAUCAACCAUUUACUUUGCGUUCAAUUCUUGAGAAAGAUAAGUUGAAUGGAACAAACUAUGCGGAUUGGAUCCACAACCUGAGAAUUGUUCUUAGGGCUGAGAAAAAGGAAGAAAUUCUAGACACCCCAUUACCACAAGAGCCUGUUGAUAAUGCACCUGCUGUAGAGAAAAACGCUUACAAGAGAGCAUGUGAUGGUAAUCUUGAAGUGAGUUGCCUUAUGCUUGCUUGUAUGGAACCAGAUCUACAGCUACAGUUUGACAAUAACCAUGCAGCGCACGAUAUGAUCGUGGCGCUCAAUGAUAUGUUCCAGACUCAAGCCAGGACUGAAAGGUUCAGUGUCUCAAAGGCUUUUGCUAAAACCAAGCUAGCAGAGGGCGUAGCAGUUGGGCCACAUGUGAUCAAAAUGGUUGGUUACACUCAGAGGUUGGAGAAGCUAGGCUUCCCAAUUGGCCAUGAAUUAGCUACUGAUUUUAUUCUCGCGUCUCUUCCGCCUAGCUAUGGAAAUUUCGUCGCGAACUACCAUAUGCAUGGGGCGGAGAAGGGCUUGAAUGAAUUAUGUGGCAUGCUUAAAACAACAGAGGCUGAUAUCAAGAAAGGUGCUGGCAGUAGCCAUGUGAUGGCGGUCCAAAACAAGCCUAAGUUUAAGAAGAAGGGCAAUUCUUGGAAGAAGAAAAGGGGCAAGGCUAAAGAUGAGAUCUCUAAGCCAAACCCACCUGCGCCCAAGGCUGGACCAGCUGCUGAUGCUGAGUGCUUUCAUUGUCAUGGGAAAGGUCACUGGAAGAGAAACUGCAAGCUGUACCUAGAAUCCAUAAAGGAUCGCGGCAGUAAAGGUCAUAUAAGUGAGAAUCGCAUGAAGAGGCUCCAUUCUGAUGGACUUUUAACUUCGUUUGAUUUUGAAUCAUACGAGACAUGUGAGGCUUGCCUGCUGGGCAAGAUAACCAAGAUGCCUUUCAUAGGUUUUCCUGAGAGGGCGUCUAUGAUGAGCCAGUCAGACCUACCAUUAUCAUUUUGGGGAUACGCUCUAGAAACAACCACUUUCACAUUGAAUAGGGUACUGUCUAAGUCAGUAGUUAAGACACCACAUGAGAUGUGGACUGAUAAACUAACACCCAAGUCAGACAAAUGCUUUUUUGUGGGAUAUCCGAAGGAAACUUUAGGGUAUUACUUUUACAACCGAUCAGAGGGCAAAGUGUUUGUUGCUCGGAACGGUGUUUUCAUAGAGAAAGAGUUUCUCAAAAUAGAGAAAAGUGGACAUAAGGUGUAUCUUGAAGAAGUUCAAGAUGAGCCAGUUAGGAAGGACUCUACGAGUGAUGCUAAUGUAGCCGAACAAGUUGAGAUACCCGUGGCAAUAGAAACACCGCCACAACCACGAAGGUCAGCAAGAAUUCAUGAGUUGCGUGGGGAUUUGUUAUUGUUAGACGAUGACGAACCUGCGACUUAUGCAGAAGCAAUGAUGGACCCAGAUUCCGAGAAAUGGCAAACAGAGGCCGAGUACAUUGCAGCCUCUGGAGCUGCGAAGGAAGGUGUUUGGAUGAGGAGGUUCCUCAUUGAACUUGGUGUGUUUCCGAAUGCGUCCAGCCCAUUGAAUCUACAUUGUGACAACAAUGGGGCAAUUGCGCAGGCUAAGGAGCCAAGGAAUCACCAAAAGAACAAACAUGUACUGCGGAAAUUUCAUCUCAUUCGAGAGUUCAUUAGACGAGAUGAGAUCAAGAUGUGCAAGAUACACAUAGAUUUGAAUGUUGCAGAUCCUUUGACAAAGGCUCUUCCACAGCCUAAGCAUGAGGCACACAUGAGAGCUAUGGGUAUUAGAUAUCUUUGA
Molecule: messenger RNA, 1833 nt
Organism: Miscanthus lutarioriparius
Lineage: Eukaryota; Viridiplantae; Streptophyta; Magnoliopsida; Poales; Poaceae
Source: the annotation of a GenBank genome assembly